Exophiala aquamarina CBS 119918 is the source of this 639-nucleotide messenger RNA. RefSeq lists its product as uncharacterized. The transcript has a single exon. NCBI's taxonomy places the organism in Eukaryota, Fungi, Ascomycota, Eurotiomycetes, Chaetothyriales, Herpotrichiellaceae. Gene Ontology annotation, molecular function: acyltransferase activity, transferring groups other than amino-acyl groups. The coding region runs from base 1 to 639 and encodes 212 amino acids. The record is from RefSeq and is a predicted model, not a curated record.
AUGCUUGCCCAGCCUAUCAUACACCCACCUCUCGCAGAGCUGUCUUAUAACCCACAAUUUUCUUCACCCUCAGCUGUUCAGGUACGGCCCAAGGUGCCGCGAAAAGCAGAAACACCACCUUUCAAUCUAAGAGCAGCAACAUUAGAAGACGCACAAGCCAUCUCUGACCUUGGUGCAUCUGUGUUUUCUGCUACUUUCGGCUUCUCAAUUCCUGCCAAGGAUCUGGCUGCGUAUCUGGACGAAGCAUAUAGCAUCACCGCACUCCAAGACGAUAUCCUCAGUCCCAAGAAACAUGUCAUUGUCGCAUGCGAACCUUCAGAUGGCCAUGUUAUUGGCUUUGCGCAACUGACCGAAGGCACUAGCGAGCCAUGCAUAGAGGAUCUGGCCAAUAUUGUUGAAUUGCAACGAUUAUACGUUCACGCAGAUUAUCAUGGCCUGGGGCUCGGGAGGGCUCUGACCCAGUGGACCGAAAAGGUGGCUUUGGAUAAAGGAUAUCAAACCAUGUGGCUGGGCGUCUGGGAAGGCAAUUUUCAAGCCCAACGGAUAUACGAAGCCAUGGGGUUUUCGCGUGCUGGUGAGCAUGAGUUCCAAAUGGGAAGAUGUAUUCAGACGGAUUGGAUCAUGUACAAAGCGUUAUGA